Messenger RNA from Ylistrum balloti, 3171 nucleotides. RefSeq lists its product as uncharacterized. The transcript is spliced from 13 exons. The coding region runs from base 1 to 3171 and encodes 1056 amino acids. NCBI's taxonomy places the organism in Eukaryota, Metazoa, Mollusca, Bivalvia, Pectinida, Pectinidae. The record is from RefSeq and is a predicted model, not a curated record. Gene Ontology annotation, molecular function: protein binding. Gene Ontology annotation, biological process: signal transduction.
AUGGACAAGAACGACCUAUUCCGAGCAGCACAAACAAAUGACAUCAAACUGUACAUAAGAUGUAUCACAGAAGGCAUCAACCCGCGGACUUCCGGCGAGAGAGGAGAAACCAUCAUGCACUAUAUUUCAAUGAAAAACAGUUACGGACUACUGUGUCACAUUGCGACAACUAACCCGGAUUUGAUCCAAGAGCUUGUAAACAUGGCCGACAAUGAUCGAGACUCGCCAUUGCAUUGGUGCUGCUUUAGCUCAUCGCCCUCGUUACGUAUCUAUGAGAAGCUGUUGACCCUGGAUGCGGACCCUCUCCAACGGGACCAGUGGGGCCAGUCCUGUCUAGAACUGGCCGUCGUAAGGGGGCGCACCGACUUGGUGACGUUCAUGAGAUGGCGAGAGGCACACCCGCAAGGUCUACCCCAGGACAUACAGGCACUGGACAACAUCUCUAUACUUCAGUAUAUCAACACGUUUGGUAGUAUGAACAGCAGCCACGCCCUCCUUUAUGAGAUGGCCAUGAAAGGAAAGAAAGAGAAAUCUUCCCACAUCCGUAUCAUCUUCCUUGGUUACCAGGGUGUGGGGAAGACAACUCUGUACUACAGACUGACGGGACAGAAACGACAUGUGCAUUCUACAGACACGCUCGAGAUUGUCCAGAACAGGCUAAUAAUAGACCGUGUCACAAUGAAGAGAAAAUUAUUGGAGGAGGGUCAAGAAUUGGAAACGAGUCUCGAGAGAAUCAGGGAUGUCGUAAUAGGAUCCAUGACAACAGAUGACGUCACUGAAGACGUGGUGGACGGAAAACCAGAUAUUAAGCGUCCUGUGUCGGCCCGUAUGGACAACCAACUACGUCCACCCCCUACCACCAUAAAAAGAACUCGCUCUGAACCAGACGCCCUGGCUGAUCUUCAGGCCGAGGCGGCUGUCUUGAUGUCUAAACGUCCGGUGGAGAGAUUCGGAUCACGCGGACAAAAGACAUUCGUCAGUGUGUUUGACUUUGGUGGAGAAUCUAUGUUUAGUAACUUACAGCAUAUCUUCCUGAAUUGUAACGCUGUCAUACUUCUGAUGUUUAGUCUUCACAACUGUUUUGAGGAGAAGGCAAUACUGGAGAGGGUGUAUUUCUGGUUAAAAUUUAUCGCCACCUACUCGUGUCACAUGACAGAAAUUUACCGCCCUCCAAUAAUACUGGUAGGGACCCACCUGGAUCUCAUCAACAAGGAAAAUGAUAAAGAUUCAGUGAUCAGCAAAGUCAAUCAGGCUUUAUUGAACAACCCCGAGAUAACACAGAUCUAUAAGAAACACGUGUUCAAAUUCCUAACAGUGGAUAAUACUGUUGAAAACGGUGACAGCUAUGAGAUUCUGUGGGGUUACAUAACGGAAGCUGCGCAGUACCAGUCUCACUGGGGUCAACUACUUCCGGGAAAUUGGAUCGCACUAGAACGGGAGAUAAUGCGGCUGAAAGUUAGAAGGAAAGUGAUGACUUUUGAGGAAAUCCGGAUUAUUGGAGAAAGUCUCACUGUGCCACUCGACGACGGAGAAGUGAAGGCUAUGCUGGAGUAUCUUCAUAUGAUGCGAAGUAUUCUCUGUUUCAACAUGGAUCUUCCUAACGCCAAACUUAUCCUGGAUCCACAGUGGAUGGUGCAAGCCUUCCGAAAGAUUGUUACUGUAGACAAAUUCUUCGACAAGGUCCACGGCAAGAACCAUCCACUGCUAAAGGCAUACCAACAAACAGGCAAACUUACUGUGGAAUUCAUUGAAUAUGUGUGGAAGUCUGACCUUGACUUUUUAGAGUUCAGAGGAACUCUUUUGUACUAUCUGGAGCGCCUGGAGUUGUUGGUCAAGCCACUACCGGAGAAAGGUGAAUCUGUUGUCAACUACUACAUCGUCCCUUGUAUGCUUCAGCCUGCGGACUUGGAGGUGAUGCGAACUUUGAUCGAAGCACCGGAAACAGUGAGAACGGCGACAUUGGUGUUUGACUUUCAGGGUCGAUUUCUGCCCCCCGCUGUGUUCAACAAGAUUCUCGCUUCGUGCAUCCACAGGUUCAAAGUGAUGCACGCGCCGGAUGGGUAUUUGUACCUGCAGCAAGGCCUGGCAUGCUUUGAGCUAAAUCCACGCUGGAAUAUGGUGCUUCAUUGUAAGGAUUCAUAUAUGAAGGUAACACUGUUUUCCCUGUCACGUAAUAACCCUGAGUUUGAAAUCGAGGCUGUGCCAGGGGAGGGUUAUUCCGUACGUCAGAUCCUGGAGGAGAUUGUACAAGCGACAUUAGACAGAAACCAACAGGAUCAUAUAGUGUACAAGUUCUACCUUCACAAUCACUUCCAUAUAUACCCUGGUCAGAAGCUUUACGACAUCAAUGACGUCAUGAACACACCUGUAUUCUCUGAUGGUAACUAUGAUGAAGUAGAUGCGUCCUUACCGUCCAUCAGCAGACUGGAUUACGAAGUCUGGUUUCUGUCUCCUGUACAGACACCAAGGAAAGAAAAACGAGAUGCACAGCAGGACAGAAAGCUUGACCGGUGUCUGACCCCACGUGAGAUGAGUCGUAUCGCCAAGUUCAUAGGGACGUGCUACAGCAUCUUCUUCACAGUGCUUGGUCUCGAUGACAACACCAUCGACCACAUCCGGUUACAAUAUGGCCACUUCCACUUCCGGUCUCAAGUUACUAAGAUGUUAAUUGUUUGGAGGAACAAGAAGAAGAAUAAAGCUACACUCCUGGAGGUCGUCAAGGCCAUGGAAUUUAACGAACUGUGUGUAGACGAUAUGUUUAGUGAAAUCCAGUCAGACUCCUUCCUCAUACAGACUGCCGCCAAAAUGACGUACCUUGACGAUAUUGACAUUUCGCUGAAAGUUCAAAGGUCAUGCCCCUCUACCCGAGAUACGUGGACAUUCGCAGAAUGUAUGGGGAACAUGUAUUUUAACGCGAUGAUUGAACUUGGUUUAAAAAACCAGUGUAUAGAGAGGGCGGAAAUGGACCACCGUAAUCAGGUUUUGUAUGUUAUACACGCCCUUCUCACUGAAUGGGUCAAGAGUCAAGGUUCAGAGGCCACCAUCCUCAAACUCUACCUCGCUCUGGAAGAAUGCAAUGGCGAUUGCCUUGAAUUUGCAGACGGCAUUAACCACAACAGAAGCCUUGUCGCCGGAAUGGAUGUUCCUAAUGAAAUACUGAUAACCUCUUGA